Molecule: messenger RNA, 228 nt
Organism: Coniosporium apollinis CBS 100218
Lineage: Eukaryota; Fungi; Ascomycota; Dothideomycetes
Exons: 2
Coding region: 1-228 (75 amino acids)
Source: RefSeq, a predicted model, not a curated record
AUGUCAACACCGCGAUUCUGGCGCCAGCCGCUCUCCUACCUCCGCUGGGCGUCGCACGAGAAGCCAGCCAUCUUCUACUCCUUUGUCGUCGGCGGUAUGGGACCUGUCAUGAUGGUUACGGUUCCUUCAAUAAGGCGGAGGUUGGGGGAUGGACCGAGGCCACCGAUUCCGUUGACUUAUCCGAUACCGAAGGGGCCUAGGAAGAUACCGGAGGGCUAUGAUGAUUAG